AUGGGGAAAUUUCUAAAGGUUCUGAUGCCAUGGCGAAGCGGUGCAGAAGUGAAAAGCCGUGAAAAACAAAUCACUCAAAAAGAUGUUCCUAAGAAUAUCCCUCAAGCAGGGACCUACCAGAAAGUCUCGCAAAACUUCAAGAUGGACUUACCUCGCGGAACGUUGCAGUCUGACGUAGAUCAGAUGGUCUUCAACCAAGAUUGGACAUUGAACCCGCAGUGGGAGGUCUGGGCUGUCGGGGUAAAGACAAAGCGUGGCUGGGAAUACGUAUUCAAACAUAAGAGGACGGGUCAAGAGUAUGAUGAUGUGGACAUGAUCCGCUAUCGAGAUUCUUGGGUGUAUAUGAGUGCAAAGCAGAGACAAGAGAGAUUGGCAAGAGGAACCUCGCCAUAUCUGGGUGAGCAGGCCAAAUACGAGGCCGCGCGGAAGGUGAAUGAAUGGGAACAACGGAAUGACGAGUGGGUCGCACCCCCACCGACCUCUGGGCUCGCUACACCGACGGCCUCCAAAGCCUCGGUGAGCCGGAGCGGACAACCAUACCGGAAGGUAUCCGACCUAGAACAGAUUCCACGCUACGACGGUCAGUACGAACGGGAAGCGGCCGAAAAAUGGCUGCGGCGGAUCGACCAGUACUUCAAGGACGAACGGAUCCUGGCCCAGAAAGAAGCUACAGAACUAGAAAGGACCACAUUAGUCAACCGAAUGUUCGCGGGAGCUACUUGGGACCCCUUUGAUAUGCGAGCCUGCCACCGCGAAAAACCCAAGGAAAGGCCCAAGUCGCCAGCAACGAGCAGCGACGAUGACACACUGGGUGUGGAUCUCACUAUACGACGCACCGAGACAACAUCCCCACUUGCGGGGGCGCUUGGGCACCUUGGUAGUGAUUUUUAUAUCGUCCAGGGAGACGGCUUCUCCGGCAGCACAAGUGCGCCCCGGGGGUCGCGACUGAUCGUCGGCUGCACGAGGGCGCUUGGAAGGCUCUGGCUCCUCUAUGAUGGAUGA
Messenger RNA from Aspergillus bombycis, 1002 nucleotides. RefSeq lists its product as uncharacterized. The coding region runs from base 1 to 1002 and encodes 333 amino acids. The record is from RefSeq and is a predicted model, not a curated record. Lineage: Eukaryota; Fungi; Ascomycota; Eurotiomycetes; Eurotiales; Aspergillaceae. The transcript is spliced from 4 exons.